Molecule: messenger RNA, 1500 nt
Organism: Fusarium proliferatum ET1
Lineage: Eukaryota; Fungi; Ascomycota; Sordariomycetes; Hypocreales; Nectriaceae
Exons: 4
Coding region: 1-1500 (499 amino acids)
Biological process (GO): transmembrane transport
Cellular component (GO): membrane
Molecular function (GO): transmembrane transporter activity
Source: RefSeq, a predicted model, not a curated record
AUGGAUAUCGAGAAGAAGUCCCACGCCAGCAUGGACGAGAAUGAGUCUUGCGACUCCAAGAGCCAGGGGCAAGUCAUAUCUCCUAAGCCUGAAGCUCUCCAGCACCUUUCUGAUGAGGAACUCACGGCUCUGGAGAAGCGCCUUAGGCGCAAGAUUGACCUACGUCUGCUUCCAUGCAUGAUCUUGAUCUACAUCAUGAACUAUCUCGACAGGAAUGCCAUUGGAGCAGCCCGACUUGGAGGCCUGGAGCAGGAUCUGGGAUUGAAAGGCAAUGAGUUCCAGACUGCCGUAUCUGUGCUUUUCGUUGGCUAUGUUCUCAUGCAAGUUCCUUCCAACAUGCUGCUGAACAAAAUCGGAAAGCCAGCCUCCUACCUUACGGCUUGUAUGACCGGAUGGGGCGUUCUAUGUGCUUCCACUGGCGCUGUCCAUAGCUUCGGCGCACUCACUGCAGUUCGCUUCCUUCUCGGCUUUGUUGAAGCGGCUUUCUAUCCCGGCGCCAUGGCAACUCUCAGCGCGUGGUAUGUGCGAAAGGAACUAGGCAUUCGAACUGCGAUCUUCUACUCCGGAUCUCUAAUCUCUGGCGCCUUUUCGGGACUAAUCGCCGCCGGCAUCAUUGACGGCAUGAACGGUGUUGGUGGACUCCUGGCCUGGCGAUGGAUCUUCAUCCUUGAAGGCUCAGCUACUGUUGUCAUCGCCUUCUGCUGCUACUGGAUUCUCCCCGACUUUCCAGCAACCACUAAAUGGCUCACUGAAGAGGAACGUGCCAUUGCUUUGUGGCGUAUGGAAGUUGAUGCUGCUGGUGAACAGGACUGGACAGCAGGUGACCAGCAAUCUCUCUUCCAUGGUUUCAAGCUGCUUCUCCAGGACCCUAAGAACUGGAUCUUGAUUGUUGUCUGCUAUGGCGCUGCUAGUGCCAUCGCAAUCAACAGCUUCUUCCCUACAAUUGUGAAGAGCAUGGGCAAAGACAGAAUCACUACCCUCUUGCUCACCGCACCUCCAUAUCUACUGGCCUGCAUCGUCUGUGCGGUUGUAGCGUGGAACGCCGACCGGGUGCAAGAGCGCUUCUGGCAUACCAGUUUGUCUAUUGCUUGUGCGCUUGCAGGCUUCAUCAUCUCCGCUUCCACCACCGGCAUUGGCCCUCGCUACUUCGGUGCCAUGAUCAUGCUUCCUGGCAUCUACUCCGGCUUCAACAUGUCCAUGGUAUGGACUGCUAACACCAACUUUCGCCCCGUGUCUAAGCGAGCUGCGGCGCUGGCAUUCAACAAUGCCUUGGCGACUAUCUGCAGUAUCUACGGAUCCUUCCUGUAUCCCAAUGGUGCUGAGCCGCGAUUUAUCCUGGCUUUCAGUGUAAAUGCCGCUAUGGCUACUAUCGCUAUAAUCGCCAGUAUCGCGCUUCAUUUCGUUUUGAAGCGUGCUAACCGGAAACUGGAACUCAAGGAGGCUGAAGAGGAAGCUGUUGGACGACAUCUCCCAGGAUCUGGGUUUCGAUACCUUACUUAA